AUGCUGUUCAAAUUCCUUUUGUCAGAUGACACCAAAUCUAAUGGAUAUUGUUCAAAAGAAUUGCCAUGGCUUCCUGAUAUAGUUAAAGAUUUUGUUCUUCCUACUGGCUUCCCUGGAUCUGUUUCAAAUGAUUACUUGGAAUACAUGUUGUUACAGUUUCCAACCAAUGUCACUGGAUGGAUUUGUCACACAUUGGUCACUUCAAGUCUUCUAAAGGCAGUUGGUUUAGACAAUUCUUCUGGAACCACAACUGCAGCUUCUGCUUCUGCCAUUGGAUGGGUGUCAAAAGAUGGAAUUGGUGCCAUUGGACAUUUUUUCAUUGGUGGAAGAUUUGGAAAUCUUUUUGAUGAUGAUCCAAAACAAUGGCGCAUGUAUGCAGACUUCAUUGGAAGUGCUGGAAGCAUCUUUGAUCUCACUACACCUCUCUAUCCUGCAUAUUUCCUCCCACUAGCAUCUUUAGGGAAUCUUGCAAAGGUAUAUAUUCAUUUGAUUGAUAUUUUUAGUAAAGGAUCUUCUGAAAUGCAUCGCGAACAAUACGAGGAUAAUAAUGCCGAGACAAAAGUCGAGAUUGAGAAUUUGAAGAAGUUAGUUGAGACACAACGCGAACAAUAUGAAGAUAUUCAACAAAAAUAUGAGGAUGUUCAACAAAAAUAUGAGGAUGCUUAG
Molecule: messenger RNA, 666 nt
Organism: Lactuca sativa (garden lettuce)
Lineage: Eukaryota; Viridiplantae; Streptophyta; Magnoliopsida; Asterales; Asteraceae
Source: RefSeq, a predicted model, not a curated record